AUGGAAUUCACAUACACGGGCUGCUGCAUUGUGAUGAAAUGCGCGAGUGGCGGACAAUCGAAAGACUCGAGGAGUAGCACGUUCAUCACAAAAGUGGCUACACAAGCCUCCAACUACGAGAGCCACUUGUACUGUGUUCCUCAGCAAUUUGGCUAUGGGGGCCGGGGAAACAGCCAAGCAGCGCUGUUGGGACCUUGCGCCUCGCUACCGGGAACGACAAAAAGUUUUCUUAUCCUCUUCUGCGCAAUGUUGUUGGUGGGCCAGAUUAAGUGGGCCGAUGCCAAAGAAGCAGACCUCAUCGGACAACAGAUAAGAAGCUGGGCGGUGCGUUUUGCCAAGGACCUGAAAGUUGCGAACGAAGUUGCAUCAAAUUAUAGCGCUAUUAAAUCGUCAUUCGACAAGGACUACAAAGUCGCCCGGAAAGGCAAUCGAUUGUUUGAAGACAUCACACGCUACCUUGCCAACCUCGUCAAAAAGAAACAGGAUUCGGUCGAAAACCUCUACAAAGAAACAGAGAAACUUGUUGAGAAUUCUCGGUUUGAUGGCGGCAUCCUGGAAAUCGUGAAUGCGAAACGGCUCGACCGUGGCAACGAGAAUCGCUAUCUACACCCGGACGGAUGCACUGACGAGUUGGGCGCGCUUAGGCGUGACGAAGAAGGAAACAUCAGUCCCGGGUGCGUAGAGAAGCGUCUCGACUUGAACUACUCCUCGUAUUUUGGCCAGCUUGUCAGCUUUGAGAAGAGCGCCAUACACGUUGCGACGAACAUUUACACCCGAGCCGAGCAUGUGCUUCACGCAAUACAAAUGUCGUCAGGGCUGGACAACCGCUUCAGAGCCAACCGCGGCUCCGACCCCUAUCUUUCGUUCCAGUUCUUUUGUAGUCAUACUGGAUUCCUAAGGCUGUAUCCUGCGGUCCAAUGGCCGGACAUGGAUCCCGACAUGUAUGAAUGCCGCAGUCGCUCCUGGUACGUCCAGGCAGCGGCAUCGGCAAAGGACGUUGUCAUCCUCCUGGACGUCAGUGGGUCCAUGACCGGACUGCGGAAAGAGAUUGCCAGGAACGUAGUCGUCAAUAUCCUCGAAACUCUGACGGAUAACGACUUUGUUCAAGUAUUAACGUUCAAAAAUGAUUGCGCCCCGCUGGUACCGUGUUUCGAUCAGCCGGUCCAGGCGAACCAGCGCAACAUACGGGAAUUCAAAGAAUAUCUGAACAAGCUCGACACGCAGAACAUAGCCAACUUUUCGUUAGCGCUUACCGAAGCAUUCGAGCUGCUUCAAAGGUUCAAUCGAUCUAAAGGCGGAUCGCAAUGCAACCAGGCUAUCAUGUUAAUAACGGAUGGCGCCCCCAGCAACUACCAAGACAUCUUCUUCCGCUACAACUACCCCAACAUUCCCGUGCGAGUCUUCACAUAUCUUAUCGGAAGGGAGGUCACCGAUACUAGAGAGGUCAACUUGAUGGCAUGCAGCAAUAGAGGCUACUACACCCACGUUACAACGUUAGCAGAAGUUAGAGAGCAGGUUUUGAAAUACAUCCCAGUCAUGAGUAGACCAAUAGUCUUAGCGAGAAAACACCCUGUCAUCUGGACCGCAGCCUAUCCAACGGUCACCGAAACACUACUGACCGAUAACUUGUGGGAGGAACGCGAACGCGGGAGAUUCAAAGCCGAGGGAUUGAAAAAUUUACGAAGGCGAAUGCAGAGGGAUAGCCAUAUUAGAGAUCCGAACAGCAGCGAGUAUGAAGACUACAGCGGCGAAAGCACUGCGACCGAUGAAGAUUUCGAAGGAGACGAAGAGGAAGCUGAAAGCCGUCGCCGUAAGAAGAGAAGCCCCGAAGAAGCUGUUAGAAGUCUAGCUGCUGGCCUGGGAGCCCCGAAAGGAGAUAUAAGUAUGACCUUGCUCACCGAUCAUCUGGCACUCCGCCCCGAGAACAGAGAUUUUCCUGAAUCGAAAAAGCGCAGACCUGUCAUGCUCACCACCGUAGCCAUUCCGGUGUUCAACGUAACCAAAGGAGAGAACGAUACGAACGUUACAUCACAUCUACUCGGUGUCGUCGGCAUUGAUGUGCCCGUGAGAGAACUUGAACGAUUGGCUAGUCCGUUCCAGUUGGGAGUCAACGCAUAUCCCUUCAUCCUCAACAAAAAUGGACACCUCAUCUCACAUCCGGAUCUCAGACCGAUGUUCCAGGACCUAGUGAAGCCGUUCCACAGUAAUGUAGAUCUACUGGAAGUGGAACUUCUGGACAAUCAGCUGAGCGCCAGAGACUUUUCACCAGCAUUCAAAAACAUGCGCAAAAACAUGAUUGACGGGCGGCGGGGCUGGACUGAUCCUCACAAUGUGCGCGUCCACAUGGAUGGAAUGAAGCGAGUGGCCGUGCGAAAACAUCGGUACUUUUUCGGACCGGUCGGACAUUCGGUGUUCUCGCUGGCCAUCGCUCUUCCUCAGCCGUAUGGCGUUCAUGGAGUGGAUGCGCAAUUCGAACUCAGCAACCCCGCCAAUCAAAAAAUCGAUGUAUUCAAAACGUACUUUGAGGGUACUGACUGGCAUGUGCAUCCCAAUUGGACUUACUGCGAAGACGACAACGCCGAGCGGGGGUUCCACAGCAACAACAAGGAUAGCAUCGACCACGUCCAGAAACACGCCGUCACUUCUUUAUUGAAGGCCUGGCGAAGCGAGAAAAACCCCAAAUUCACGCUCGAGGCCAAUAGGCCCAACAAGAUGCAUUCGUUCAAAUCGUGGACAUGCGAUCUUGAACUGCUUCAAAGUUUGAUCUUCGACGCCUCCCGGACGGCUCCGCACAUACUGGAGCAAAUAAAGACUCAAUCGCCCUCGAACACGAAAAGCCGUGCGAGUAGCGUGAACACUCCGCUGCAUACCUUACUCCAGCUACUUCCCAGGGAUGUUCUCACGAAGAGCAACGGGAUCGUAUCAGCUUUUGUCGCGACACGAAGUGGACUUCUGCGGGUGCAAACGUUCGAUAAUCGAGAACCUCACCCUGAGAAAUUCCACAACAAAUAUCCAAGAUCCAUCGACGAGCUGUUCUACAAGCGCGCUGUAGACUUUUACUAUCAUUCUAAUGCAUCGAAAGAGGCAUUCGUCUAUUCUGUGCCAUUCGACGCUGGAGAGAGUUCAUAUGCGGAAGGUUCUCCGAUCGUAAUCACGGCCACGCGAGCAGUGAUGCUGGGCGCCUCGGAUAACCAGUCGGCUCCGGUCGCCGUUUUGGGAGUUCAGAUCGACCAUAAAACGUUUACUCAGAAGUUUUUCAACUCAACGAACAACGUGAGUCAAACUUUCGUGCGGCAGGAUUGCAAGUUCAAAUGCAAUUCAGCGAACGAAAGUUUUGAUUGUUUCCUCCUGGAUAACAAUGGUUUCAUUCUGGCUGUAGCGAACAACUCAGAAACGAUUUCACCUCUAGUCGGGAAAUUCUUCGGAGAGGUGGAUGCAGCGGUUUUCAACCAACUCAUAAAGUACAACAUCUACAAAAAAGUGACGAUAUACGAUUAUCAAGCGGUCUGCUUCAGCAUAAAAGCCGGCCAGGGCUCGGCCUCGAUCUUGCGGAAUCCGAUAGCAGCAUUAUUGCGAGCCGUUGUCUACCUUUUGAACAGCGUCGUUACCAGCUUAGGCAAAUUGACUCUAAUCGAUACUCAGACUUGGUUGUACAACCCAAUGCGGGUAUUCGGAUACGCGGAGGGGGAUGAAAUGUCGGCGGCUGACGACACCGACAACCCUCAUCCAGGCAUGGCCUUCACCGUCUUGAGACCUUGCGACCGUGAGGUGGACCUUUACAUCAUGGCCAACCUCGGAGAGAAUCCAACCUUCGGGAACGUCCAUCAAUGCGACGUAGCAUGUAAUCACACGUUUAUCGUGCAACCGAUCUACGAUAGCAAUUUGAUUCUCGUCGCCGUUCCACAUGCCUGCCAGCAUUGCGAACGCAAGAAGUUGCGACUCGAGCCGCGAGAGUCGCACGGCAUGCUGGCAGACUCAAACGUCACUACCGCCUGCAUCAAGACACCUCUUGAUCGACAGAAACCCGACACCUGCCAUAACUACCAUGCGGCCGUGAGUUCAAAAAGCUGAAUAUCUCGGACUCUCAUGACCGGCGAACCUAUGUGCGAAGAAGGCUACAACUAUUUCUACAAAAGAUUCGCCUGCGAAAGAGAAAUGCUGAAGGAGCUUGAUCUAAAGGAGCAGUGCGGAUCCUCCACGACAAACUCCCUAAGUUGGCCGUUGCUCCUCCUGAGCGCUGUCCUGACGUUGAUGCUUCAACAAGCACCGAACCGUCAAGAGAUGAGAUAA
Messenger RNA from Galendromus occidentalis (western predatory mite), 4290 nucleotides. Its product is annotated as voltage-dependent calcium channel subunit alpha-2/delta-3. NCBI's taxonomy places the organism in Eukaryota, Metazoa, Arthropoda, Arachnida, Mesostigmata, Phytoseiidae. Gene Ontology annotation, cellular component: voltage-gated calcium channel complex. The record is from RefSeq and is a predicted model, not a curated record. The transcript has 29 exons. Gene Ontology annotation, molecular function: voltage-gated calcium channel activity.